CACUGCUCUUCCACACAACGCCAUCACUCCCUGCUUUGCGCGCAGCUACAGUAAUAGAGGCAAAGAUGCUGCCUAUUUUUCAGCUGCUGUCUUUAGCCAUGCUUUCAUUUCCCGUUUAUAACGCGGUGUACACGGGUCCUCUACAGGCUGAGAUAUCAAACGGCACCUUUCACCACUUCUUCGUUCCCGACGGCGACUACGAGGACACCGAGGACCCGGAGAGAUGCCAGAUGCUGUUUAAGUGGCUGGACCCGUCGCCGUGUUUGGCGGAAGAGGAGCGGGACUCGGUUAUCCGCGACGACUUCAUCAGCGUCAAGCAACAAGUCGAGGACUCGGCACGAGUUCUGGAGAGUCUCGAGAGAAGUAUCUCAUACGAUCUGGAUGGAGAGGAAACGUACAGCAAGUACCUAAGGAAAGAGAUAGAUCAAAUCACUGAGGCUUUUUCCGGCGUUGAGAAAUCGCUCAUCGAGCUCGAGGUGAAAUUCAAGCAAGGUCAAGAGUCGGAACAGAGAGAGGAGCAGGAGUUCACCAAAACCCUGAUGAACCCCAUGCAGAGUGUGAGGAGCUCCCUGCAGGAGACAGUGGACAUCUCCUCCGGCCUCAAGGACAAACACGAGCUCAUCUCUCUCAUCAUCCGUAGCCAUGGCACCAGGUUAAACCGACUUAAAAACGAAUACUUGAACAUUUAGUGGUUUAAGAAAACUUGUUCUCUGAUUAUUUAAGCUCUAGACUCUAAAUGGUUUGAAGCAUUAGUGUAUCCUCCUUAAAACCUUCACUCACAUAGGUACUGUACAUGAAAAGAUAUGGGCUGGAUAGAUGUUUCUGAAGACUCCUCAGGAAAACAAUGCACCUGAACAUUGUAAAUAAUUUCCAGUUACUAUGUAAACAGCAUCAUGAACUGUUUGUACUAAAUGACACUAUGGCACACACUACAGCCACACUGACUUCUGAAUUAUUGAGUAAUUGCCAUUUAAAAUAUGUUUACUUCUUAUACUUUUGUGAUUUCUUCAUUUUUAUAGCACAAAUGAAACUUUAUUAGACAAAACCUGCCAUAAUUUUGUUUUGUACACACAGUUUUGUCCAAUUCAUAUUUCAAAUGUGUUUAUAUAACCCAAGGAGGUCAGUAGGGAUUUCCCCCCCCCAGAUUGAUUCAAGUCUAAACUAAGAGCAGAACUGGUGGUGCUCAGGAAGCUGGUGCAGAGAGAGGCUAUUUCCUCUACCAUAUAGAAGUGUGUGUACCUUCUCCCCUUACAACACAUGGAAGAAUGAUUAAACUGGGUAAUGUAAAGCAAGUGACCCUUUCUUCCUUUCCCCGACCUCAGCAGAGUCUAGACAGUUCAGUAACGUUUCUGCUACGGGAUAGUUAAACUGCUGACAUAAUCCUCACUAACACAAUCAUUUCACUUCUUAUUUUAACUUUAACCACAGCUUCACAUUCAUUCUAGACUAAACACCAUAAUGAUGUGCACAUGCAACUGUGUCUAUCCACACUCCCAAAGGGAAUGUCCAAAGCCUUUCCUGUUGGUUAGUCUCUGAAAUUCUGGUUGACUCUAGAAGGAACGUGAAAUUGCUGACGGCAUAAAGUCAGCAGAUUUGGUCUUUAUUCACCGGCAGCUUAAAUCUGUCCAUCUGGAUUUGGUUUCUGGUUGCUGAACAAAGAAAAAAGAUGUUCAAUAAGUUUAUUGCUCACAUGCUUUUAAAAAUGAGAAUCAGCAGCAGAAGUAAUUGUGAAUAUGAUGUAUAUUCUUCAAAAAAUGUUCCCCAAAAGGUUUUUGGAUAGUUUUUGGACAGAUUUUACUUGAAGCAGUCCCUGGCAGAGAAGAGAUAUAUGACACCUAGAGUGCAAUCUAAUCCUUCUAGUUGAGAUUUGUUAUAAAUCAAGUCUACAAAAAAGCAGGAGCUUUUGAUGCAGUUGUAGUCUUUUUAAAUUCCUGAUGUCAUGAUUUUUGAAAAAAACGUUGAUAAAAGUUUGAUGUUUGUACCUUUGUGUAUGUGUGUGUGUGUGUGUGUGUGUGUGAGAGAGAGAGAGAGAGAGAGAGAGAGAGAGAGAGAUACCAUCAGCAUUCUUAGAAUCUCGCUUUUGUAAACAGCAGCCGGUGCUCAUCAUUACAACUCCAUACAGACUCCAUAAACACACUCACAUACAUUCGCAUCAAAUGACUCCAAAUACCUCAACUGCUAAGUGUUCUUUUCUUUCCUAUAUUGCAGUCUAUCCAUAUUAGUUUUCUCAGUCAAUCUCAGGAAACUCCUAAAUAUGUGUGAGCCAAUUAGAGGUUAUGCCUGUCAUUUAAAUAAAUAUUUUGUCCAUAUUAAAGCAUAUCUCUUUUUAAAAUGUUCAUGCCAGAGUUCAUGACAGAAACAAUAAACGCUGAUGUACAUAC
Molecule: messenger RNA, 2381 nt
Organism: Tachysurus vachellii
Lineage: Eukaryota; Metazoa; Chordata; Actinopteri; Siluriformes; Bagridae
Gene: fibina
Product: fin bud initiation factor a
Exons: 1
Coding region: 66-689 (207 amino acids)
Source: RefSeq, a predicted model, not a curated record